AUGAAGCUGAUGAAAGGUAACCUAAUGCUGGGGGUUCUGCUGAGCACAGUGUUUGGGGCAUUGUUGAUGUUACUGCUAGCUUGGACAGCUCCAGCACAUCUGAGGCCCCUAUCCCCGAGGAUCUUUUCAAAGAAAUUUGAGUGGCAGGUUCAGACACCACAUCCCUUGGACCUGAAGUACCCUCAGUCUUACCCCUUCCUAAUCAACCAUCCUGACAAGUGUGAGAGUCCUGGAGAUGCCCCAUUCCUGCUCAUGCUGGUGAUGACUCAGCCCCAGGAUACGGGGAUACGCCAGGCCAUCAGGCAAACAUGGGGCAAUGAGACCUUGGUUCCUGGUGUGGUCAUCCGCCGCCUCUUUGUUCUUGGCCUGCCCCAACCCCUCUUUGCCCAGGAACUUCGGGCCCUCUUGGAGGAGGAAGACAGGGAGCAUGGGGACCUCCUCCAGGUGGGCUUCCUGGAUACAUAUCACAACUUGACUCUCAAGAUCCUCACGGGGCUGGAAUGGAUGGCCCAAUACUGUCCCACUGCCCACUAUGUGCUCAAGGUGGACAAUGAUGUCUUCCUAAACCCCAGCUUCCUGGUUCAUCAGGUGCUGUGGCCCAAUGGACCCCGGCAGCUAGAUUUUAUCACAGGCUACAUCUACAGAGACGCAAGACCUGAGCGGAGACCGGGUCACAAAUGGUACAUGCCCCCAGAGCUGUAUUCCCAGAACGAGUAUCCAGACUAUUGUGCAGGCCCUGGCUAUGUGAUGUCUGGCUCUCUAGCCCUCAGGAUCCUGACUAUAGCUCAGAGAUUCAAGGCCAUCUAUGUGGAGGAUGUGUUUGUAGGGUUGUGCCUGAAACAGCUGGGAGUGAAACCCACACCCGCUCCCCCCAACACCUUCCUGAUGUUGAGGAGGAAGUAUAACCAUUGUGCUUUCCACCGACUUGUCCUGGUUCACCACUUCCAGCCCCAAGAGUUACUCCAAAUAUGGCCAGAUUUCUUGACAUCCAAUGGCGCCUGCCCCUCAGUGUAA
Messenger RNA from Trichosurus vulpecula (common brushtail), 1014 nucleotides. Its product is annotated as beta-1,3-galactosyltransferase 2-like. The coding region runs from base 1 to 1014 and encodes 337 amino acids. Gene Ontology annotation, cellular component: membrane. Gene Ontology annotation, molecular function: N-acetyl-beta-D-glucosaminide beta-(1,3)-galactosyltransferase activity. Lineage: Eukaryota; Metazoa; Chordata; Mammalia; Diprotodontia; Phalangeridae. The record is from RefSeq and is a predicted model, not a curated record. The transcript has a single exon.